GCUUUGUAUGUUUCUGAUACAACUGGAGAUAAAAGUGGUCAGGAGGCAUAUAAGGACAGGAAGGGGCUGAACUUCUGUCUCUCAUCUAAAAGUGAACGGACUUUGGCACACGUGAGUUAAGUAAGAGUGUACAUGGGGCAUCAAAACACUAGAGCCAGAGAAGCCAGACAGAAAGCCAGCAGCAAUCAGAAUGUCGUCUGACCAAGACAAGCUGGAUGCAUUCGUUCGACCAGAGCUGGUUGAUUUCAAAGGAAUCUCAAUGACCAGAGUUUUCACUAUCAACUGGGAGAAUGUUGAGAACUUCCGGGCUAGGCCGGAUGAUAUACUUAUUGCAACAUAUGCCAAAGCAGGGACCACAUGGAUCUCCCAGAUUCUUGACCUGCUGUAUUUUGGUCAGACAGAGCGCCAGAAAACCCUGCCUGUCCAUGAGAGAGUGCCUUUCUUGGAGAUUUACUUCCCACCUAACAUGUCAGGAACAGAGCAGGCGGACAAUCUUCCCACCUCUCCUCGACUCAUUAAAACCCAUUUGCCAUACCAGUUAGUGCCGAAGUCCUUCUGGGAGCAAAACUGUCGGGUUGUCUAUGUAGCCCGCAACGCAAAAGACAACAUGGUGUCUUAUUACCACUUUAAUCGCAUGAACUAUGGUCAGCCAGCGCCUGGAGACUGGAACACCUUCUUCCAGAAUUUCAUGAAAGGAAAGAUGGUGUUUGGACCCUGGUACGACCAUGUGAAUGGCUGGUGGAAGAAGAAGCAGACUUAUCCAAAAAUUCAUUACAUGUUCUACGAAGAUAUGAUUGAGGACACUGGACGGGAAAUCGACAAACUCUGCUCCUUUCUUGGUUUGUCUCCUUCAGCUGAAGAGAAGAGAAUGAUAUUAGGUGGAACGGGGUUCGAUAACAUGAAAAAGAAUGACAUGGCCAACUAUUCCACUUUCCCACUGAUGGAUUUCAAAAUUUCUCCCUUCAUGAGAAAAGGGAAGGUUGGUGACUGGAAGAACCACUUCACCGUGGCCCAGAACGAAGAGUUUGAUGAAGACUACAAACAAAAGAUGAAGGAUCCCACCCUUCAGUUCCGUACUACAAUCUGAACAGGACCAGACACACUGAGUGUAUGUAAAGACGGGUUCAUGACUGACCAGAUGUGCCAUUGCUAGAGUGUAGUAGAGGUGCUCAAUGAUUUUGUCUGUGUGUGUGUUUUUGUGCUGAUAACUUCAUAUUAUCAGCACAAAAACAUCAAAGUGAAUAUGUCUGUCAAACAGAGAAUGUAUGUGCAGUAAGUUAAUUACACAAAUACGCAAUAUACCAAAAAAGCUGUAUGAUUGUAAA
This is a messenger RNA of Acanthochromis polyacanthus (spiny chromis), 1325 nucleotides long. Its product is annotated as cytosolic sulfotransferase 3-like. NCBI's taxonomy places the organism in Eukaryota, Metazoa, Chordata, Actinopteri, Pomacentridae. Gene Ontology annotation, biological process: sulfation. Gene Ontology annotation, molecular function: sulfotransferase activity. The transcript has 8 exons. The coding region runs from base 191 to 1087 and encodes 298 amino acids. The record is from RefSeq and is a predicted model, not a curated record. Gene Ontology annotation, cellular component: cytoplasm.